This is a messenger RNA of Prunus armeniaca (apricot), 375 nucleotides long. The record is from the annotation of a GenBank genome assembly. NCBI's taxonomy places the organism in Eukaryota, Viridiplantae, Streptophyta, Magnoliopsida, Rosales, Rosaceae.
AUGUCAGAGAGCGAGUCAGAGUAUAGUAAUAACCCUGGGGCCUUUGAUGGGGAGUCAUCUACCAAAGGCUUUGCUCUAGAGCCCGAGAGUGCCGAUUCUGAAGGUACUGAUCUAGAAAUGCUGGAAGAAGUGGAGAUGCCUACUAAGGCUGUGGGAUCUUCCCAUCCAGCAAUGAAGCCAGACACAAAUCGACCUUCAAUGUCUGGCUGUGAUGGCGAGACAGCUGAAGUGUCGAUAGCCGCUUCUAGGGAGGGAGUGCUGACCAUGGUUACCAGUAGCCAACUGGUGCCGAUUGCGCAACCGAAGGGCCCAGUGUUUGGCGUUGACUUCCUAGAACAGAACGAGCUGACCGAAUGGGAAUUGGCUAGGAUCUGA